ACAACAAGUGACAAUUGAUUGAUUCUUAAAUUACUUUUAUCAAAUUCUGCAAUCACCUUUCAUUGUUUUGGCAACCCUUUCCAUUUUUAGUAACCCCAUCUUCCUAAGACUCUUCUCCUCCUCCAAUAUCUUAUCACAAAUCAAAAAACAAAAAUAAAAAUAAAAUUGCACAAUAAAAAGUUAACUAGACCUUUUAGGGUUUGAGAAAUUCAAGAUCUCAACUUAGAAGAAAAAAAAAGUUAUGGCUCGUGGGAAGAUCCAGAUCAAGAAAAUAGAAAACCAAACAAACAGACAAGUGACUUAUUCAAAGAGAAGAAAUGGACUCUUCAAGAAGGCUAAUGAACUUACUGUUCUUUGUGAUGCUAAAGUUUCAAUUAUCAUGAUUUCUAGUACUGGAAAGCUUCAUGAAUUUAUAAGUCCCUCUAUCACGACCAAACAAUUGUUCGAUCUGUACCGAGAGACUAUUGGAGUUGAUAUUUGGACUUCCCACUAUGAGAAAAUGCAAGAGCAGCUGAGGAAGCUACAGGAUGUCAAUAGAAAUCUACGAAAAGAGAUCAGGCAGAGGAUGGGAGAAAGUCUAAAUGAUCUAAACUUUGAACAGUUGGAAGAGCUCAUGGAAAAUGUGGACAAUUCUCUGAAGCUUAUUCGUGAAAAAAAGUAUAAAUCGAUUGGCAAUCAGAUUGAUACAUGCAGGAAAAAGUUUAAGAAUGCGGAAGAAAUACAUAGAAAUCUCCUGCUUGAAUUUGAUGCAAGACAAGAGGAUCCAUACGGUGGAUUAGUUGAACAAGAAGGAGACUACAAUUCUAUGCUUGGGGCUCGUAUAUUAGCCUUACGCCUUCAACCAAGCCACAAUCAUAAUCAUCAUCAUCAUCAUCAUCUUCACAGUGGAGGAGGCUCUGAUAUUACUACUUUUGCUCUAGCUUGAGUAGUAAUUAAUUAACCUUAUAUAUUAAUGUUUUCUAAAUAAUCACAUGCAAUGUUUCUUCAUUAGACAUGCAUGAAAGUAUUGACACUUUAGACUAUUGUCCUGCUUUUGCUUUAUUCAGAGUGUUAAAACCUAAAAAAAACUAUAUGGGUGUCAAACUCUAUGGUUUUUUGGAUUGAUGUGUUAUGUGACUUAAUGUUUAAUGUAAUGUUUUAGUAUUUUCUUAUAAAGAUCAUUUGAAAGUA
Molecule: messenger RNA, 1170 nt
Organism: Solanum dulcamara
Lineage: Eukaryota; Viridiplantae; Streptophyta; Magnoliopsida; Solanales; Solanaceae
Product: floral homeotic protein PMADS 1
Exons: 7
Coding region: 242-925 (227 amino acids)
Biological process (GO): positive regulation of transcription by RNA polymerase II
Cellular component (GO): nucleus
Molecular function (GO): protein dimerization activity; DNA-binding transcription factor activity, RNA polymerase II-specific; RNA polymerase II cis-regulatory region sequence-specific DNA binding
Source: RefSeq, a predicted model, not a curated record